AUGUCUGCUGCAAAGCAACAACCAACUGUGACACAAGGAUCAGUCCUUAUUUGUGAUGGUUUACCAACAGGAGUCGGGGCGAAUGUAGUUCCGAAGUUGACGCUGUUCUUUCGCAAAAUGGUCUUAUUAAAGAACGGUGCCGAGCUUUCAGAUCACCCCUCGAACGUAGAGAUCUAUAUAGACAAAGCCACAAACAAGACCACAGGAGUAGGGUUUGUUGAUUUCAAAGAUGAUGCUGCCGCUAUGCGAUUCAAGUCGCGAUACAUCGAGUUGAAAUUUGAUAAUAACAAUACACUCAAGUUUUAUACUAAAAAGGAGAUCGACGCGAUUUUAAAGGAAAGCGACGAGUAUACUCCAAUGAUCUUUAACCCAAUCGAAGUGAACGACUUUAAGGGGUGGCUUAAAGACGAGAAAUAUAUCAACGGGAACGAGUGUUUCGCCUUAUUCGAGUAUGGGAAGAGUAUAACCCUAGGAUGGGAAAACCCUACUAUUCCGACUGAGCCAACACUGACAGAAGAACAGCCGUUUGGCUCGACUAAUGUUGCGUUCUCCCCUGCAGGGACUUUCUUGUAUGCAGUGACGGAUAAAGGACUCAUCGUACAACAACCCGAUAACAAGAAGAAAUUCCAAUUUCCUCAUCCCGGGAUGACACAUGUCACCAUUUCCCCUUAUGACACUUUCAUUGCGACGUACUCGCCUUAUGCGAAAGACGGGAAACAUGUGAUAGUAUGGGAUAGACGAUUUAUUAAAGGUGUGAAAUAUUUUGAUAUCAAACCGACGACUGCGAAGAGCGUUACAGAAAAGAUCAUAAAAGAAAAAGUGUUGAGUCCCAUUGGGAAAGAUCUUGUCCAAUUUUCACACGAUGAAAAGUACUUAGCGAGGAUCUCUGAGGUCGACCCAUGCUCAGUUGAAAUCUAUACAACACCAGUCCUUCAGUUACUUGGGAACAAGUUGGUCACUUUUGAAACUGAAAUUGACCAACUUUCGUGGAGUCCAAAGCAGAACAUAUUAGUGGCUUACCACGACGCGGCACAGAAAAACAAUUCAAAAACAUUUUUCUACUUUUACAACGUCGAGACUGGCGAAGUGAUAUAUAAACACAUUGUCUUCUCCUUGAGAGACGCACAAUUCAUGUGGCAUCCAUCUGGUAAGAAAUUGGUGGUUCGCUGUUUGAAACCCACAAAGACCACAUUUGUCGUCUUUUCAUUGGACAAGGAGAUCACUGUCGCUUCUGUCGAUCUCAAUGCAAGUCCUUUGGCCUUUGCACUCAACCCAACUCGCUUCCAAAUGUCUGCUUUGGUCUAUCACAAGAACAAAAAGGGACAAGACAAUCAAUUCCCGUCAUAUUAUUGCUACGACAUCACUACUAAGGAAAUCAAGAUUGUUAUGCAAACAAAGGAAAUCGAAGCCAAAGGACUUUCAUAUUCGCCAAAUGGCCAAUUCCUCAUUAUCUCCGGUAUCGGAACACCAGAACCUUUCUUGUAUUUCUAUAACACAGAUAAGAUGGUCUAUUUAAAGAAAGUCCCAAUUGAGAAUAUGAACUAUUUGGCUUGGGACCCAAUCGGAUUAUACGUCGCGGCUGUUCGAUCCGCGGUCUAUUCUCCUCAUGCCAAAAAUGGGUUCUUGCUCUACGACUGUUAUGGCGUUUUGAAAUAUGAAAGCUUUAAAAAGGACUUCGGAGGGCUUUUGUGGCGCCCACAACCAAAGAACUUGAUCAAAGACGAUCUUGAGGUCGACGUCGACAAAACUUUCGUGGACUGCAUUAACAAGAUGAAAGAAGAAGACGAGAAGCUUAAGGAGAAGAUCGAAUUGGAGAAAAAGGAGAAGAAGGAUCUUCUUAUCAAGAGAUACCGUGAAAUAGUGAGGAAAAACACCGACCUUGCAAAAGCAGAGAAGCAGCGCGCUUAUGACUCGUUGAUGAAAAUAGUCGUCGAGGAGAAGCCAAAAGAAGAGAAUGAAAAGUCUGAAGAGAAGAAACAGUAA
Molecule: messenger RNA, 1983 nt
Organism: Entamoeba invadens IP1
Lineage: Eukaryota; Evosea; Mastigamoebida; Endamoebidae
Product: eukaryotic translation initiation factor 3 subunit, putative
Exons: 1
Coding region: 1-1983 (660 amino acids)
Biological process (GO): translational initiation
Cellular component (GO): eukaryotic translation initiation factor 3 complex
Molecular function (GO): RNA binding; translation initiation factor binding; translation initiation factor activity
Source: RefSeq, a predicted model, not a curated record